Messenger RNA from Scutellospora calospora, 387 nucleotides. Lineage: Eukaryota; Fungi; Glomeromycota; Glomeromycetes; Diversisporales; Gigasporaceae. The record is from the annotation of a GenBank genome assembly.
AUUAUUGAAACAGAUAGUAGUACUGGAAAUUUCAGUUAUCAUCUUCAAAGUAUACACAGAGUUACAAAGUUCAGCAAAUUGAUAUUAGAUACUUCUCAUCUAUCAUUUGAUAAAAUGUUUCAUCAACAGUUUAAAAAUAAUAUUGAAUAUAAAAAGCAAGUCGAUGAAAUAGUAACUGAAUUUCUUAUAUCUGAUUCGCAGUCAUUUUCUAUUUUAAAAAAUCUAGCAUUUAUAAAACAUCUAAAAAAACUUAAUCCAUAUUAUGAAAUACCUUGUAAUAAAGGUAUUAAAACUCGAAUCUAUAUGUCUUAUGAUUGGAUGAUAGCUACUCUUAAAGAUAAGAUAAAGAAUUCAAUGAGUUAUUGUGGACUAACUAUAGAUCUUUAG